Biomphalaria glabrata is the source of this 719-nucleotide messenger RNA. RefSeq lists its product as uncharacterized. The record is from RefSeq and is a predicted model, not a curated record. Bases 35 to 427 code for a protein of 130 amino acids. Lineage: Eukaryota; Metazoa; Mollusca; Gastropoda; Planorbidae. The transcript has 3 exons.
GAUAUGUGAAAUAAAAAACAUAAGUUCCGUAACUAUGGUUUGUGGAUUCAUAACUCUCUCCAUAGUACUGGCAACAGUUAUUUCCCUGUUCUCGCGGGAGAUAACUGCCCAGCAGUCUGGCAUGAGGGCCGUGGAAUGCACCAGGACAAGGUUUAACGGGAAGGUAAUGAAGUCAACGAAUAGGACGGGAAGGAGCGUGUCCGAGUGCUGUGGGAUUUUCUGGGACUUCAAGGCAGCGUAUGACAGUUUCUGGUUUGAUCCGAAACAGAAAUUAUGCGUAAUGGCCAAGACCAAUCCUGGAAAGGGCACCACCGUUGUUCCGGAUUAUGUAUACACGCUGGAGCAUCAGAGCAUCAGAGGCGGCAGCAGCGGCAGGCAUAAAAAACCACAUCCACGUAACCCAGUCAAGUUCCAGUCUAGGAAAUAACAGUGUCACAUGACAGGGAUCUAAUCACAAAUACAAGUAUAUCUCAUGAAGAUGAUAUUACAGAGUUAUAGAACUGUAUUAGUAAAUAUGGACAAAAAAUAGACUCGAAUUGAUUAAUUAAAUGUUCCUUCUAAUCGAGCGACAUAGAACUAUAUACAUCGAUGUAACAUAUAUAUGAAACACUAGAACUGUUUUAACUAUGUAAAUUUAUUAUUACCUUUUCAAAGUCAUACAUUGAGAAGGGGAAUUAAUUAAUGCUAAAAUGUUAAAAAUACUAGCGUAGUUAGAGUUG